This is a messenger RNA of Saccoglossus kowalevskii, 1360 nucleotides long. Its product is annotated as homeodomain-only protein-like. Gene Ontology annotation, cellular component: nucleus. The record is from RefSeq and is a predicted model, not a curated record. Gene Ontology annotation, biological process: cell differentiation; regulation of transcription by RNA polymerase II. Gene Ontology annotation, molecular function: DNA binding. NCBI's taxonomy places the organism in Eukaryota, Metazoa, Hemichordata, Enteropneusta, Harrimaniidae.
GUCACAACUAUUAUUAUUAUCGACAAUUGAAAUAUAUUCUGUAGUCGUAAGUAAUUUGCCCUGUGUCACAUCGGACACGUUAAUACAGUGUAUUGAUAUAGUGAAUAUUACGGGUGGCUGACUCCCAGCUGUCACUGCCGCUUUACGGCACAACAUAACGUUAUACCUGUGCGUGUUUACAUCUACUGCGUUACUUUCUACAGAAAAACAACCCAUCACUCCAACAACGUCCACGGAUACAUAUUCUGCUGAAUUUCUCCUCUGCCUGAAAGUCUCUGCUCGGAUUCUGCGAUCGAUAUGAAUUCAUCGGGAUAUUACCAUAAUAAUCGCAACCUGGUUGCCAAAUUAUCUCCCCCGAACGAGAUGGUGAAAGUGAAUCGACAGCAGGAAAAAAUAUUGGAACAUAAUUUCCAGCAAUAUAAGAAUAUCGAUGAAGUCACCAUGGAAUUAUUAGCCGCAGAAACAGGACUGAGUUUACGCGAUUGCGAGAAAUGGUUUCAACACCGCAAAGCAUUGUGGCGAAAGAAAGAAGGAUUGUCCCCAAAUAGCCGCGCCAUUACGGACUAACAAGAAGUUAAUGGACUGAAUGCAUGGCCGUAAUUGGACUCUAACUUACCACUCAACACAACGGUCAGCGGGAAGAAAACAAGAACAUGUUCAUCUAUAAAUGUAAUAAGCUAAGACCAGCAGGCUAUUUUCGGACAUUAUUUCUAUUUCCAAUACUUAGCAUGGGUAGUAUAAUUGAUUUAUUUGUCUGAAUAUCGCCAUACAGAUCAACCAGCUGUUAGAUUAUCAUCGUACAUCAUUCGUUAUAGCAAUGAACAUUCACUGUAACAAUGACACUAUCGUGACUAAUAUAUUAUAUACAGUAAUGUAUGUAAAAUCCCCACUUUAAUCAAAAUUGUUGUUUUUGUCGGUGAAUAUUGAGCACAUACUAUGAUAAAUUAUUGCGUACUCGUCAAACAGAGGUCCCCGAAAGCCGUAAUCUGAAUGCAUCACACGGCUUUCGCUUGACGUAAAUACAUUCGAAAUAUUUAUUGAACCAAAUAUAUGUAUAUUUCUGUGAUUUCUAUUUAAUUUAAUUUUAUUGUGUUUUUUUAAAAAUAUAUUAUAGAGUAUAAUUUCAAUGAUUUUCAAUCUAUGACGAUAGUGAGCCAUGCUGUCUGUUUUUGUUCUGCGACAUAGACAUGGCUGCGUGACGUAAACACAAUGAGUGAGAUAUGUUAAUAUAAUUUACAUAUUCAUUGAAAGUCGUUUAUUUAUUUCUAGUCGUUUGAUGUGCAAUAUAUUGCUGUAUUUUACCCGAUUUAGUGAAAAGAUACUGAGGGAAUAUAAAAUAAAGCCAAAUCUUCUUUCCAGA